Argentina anserina (silverweed cinquefoil) is the source of this 2192-nucleotide messenger RNA. Its product is annotated as transcription termination factor MTEF18, mitochondrial-like. Gene Ontology annotation, biological process: regulation of DNA-templated transcription. Lineage: Eukaryota; Viridiplantae; Streptophyta; Magnoliopsida; Rosales; Rosaceae. The transcript has a single exon. Gene Ontology annotation, molecular function: double-stranded DNA binding. The record is from RefSeq and is a predicted model, not a curated record. Bases 150 to 1922 code for a protein of 590 amino acids.
GAGAAACGACUUCACCCGGAACUCCAACUCUUGCUAUGUGUCUUCGGCUCUUCAAUCCCAGAAGGUAACAUCCCAUCCAGAGACUUCAAAUACUCAGUUUCACUUCCACUGAAUCUUUGCCCUUUUAGAUUAACUACUCCUAACUAGUCAUGACCCAUUUGCCAAAACUCAGGAUAGCUUCUAUUCCCAAUUGGGUUUCUUCUAUUUUGCAUGAAAAUCACCUUAGAUUACCAAGAACCCUAUUUCAGCCAUUUGGGGAUUUCCCCAAUGAUCAAAUCCCUAGACUUUACAGCACAAACAUGGCCCCUGAAACUGAAAACCAGGAAGUUUCAGUUAAAACUCCGACUUCUAGGGGCAGAAAAGCUACUCGAACUCAGCAUUACAUUAAAGUAGAAAUCCAAGCUGCAUUGUUGGAGUAUUUGCAUAGUACUAGAGGGUUACAGUUUACUGAUGCUGAGAAUAUUAGCAAAAACUGCCCACAUUUUCUAAACAAGCUUUACAAAAGGGUUGAUUGUGAGAGAGGGAUUAGGAGGUCCAUGGCUCGAUUCUUGCAAUACCACCCUAUUAAUGAAUUUGAACCAUUCUUUGAGAGCUUGGGUUUUGAACCUUCCGAGUGUAUUUCUCUUCUUCCGCGCAAUUUGAUGUAUUUGACUGAUGAUGAAUUGUUGCUUCAUAAUUAUAUUGUUCUAUCUAAUUAUGGGAUUCCUCCGAAUAAGAUAGGAAAGAUUUACAGGGAAGCAAGAGAGGUCUUUCGAUUUGAUUAUCAGGUUUUGGCAUCAAAACUUCAAGCUUAUGAAGGACUAGGUCUUGGUCGAUCUGCUUUGGUCCGCUAUGUUGUUGGUAGUCCUUAUCUUUUGGUUGGGGAUGUCAAUGCAGCAUUUCUAUCGGUAUUGGCAAAAUCGAAGAGCAUUGGAUUCGAGACCGAUAGUAUUGAGGGGAAUUUAUGGGAGGAUAACACUUAUCAUUGGAGCCGGGUGCUUGAACUUUUUAGUUUGUUCAGUGAGAUAGGUUGCAGUGAUGUCCAGUUGGGCAAGCUACUUGGCCACAACCCAGAUAUUUUAUUUGAAAAUUCAGGGGCAACAACAGUGUCACUGAUUGGGUUGUUACACAAAUUUGGAUUUACGAAGAGAGAGUUACAUUCAAUGUUUCUACAAUUUCCACAGAUUCCAGUAGCGAAAUUUGUUGCAAAUUUGAGACGGUGCAUUUUGUUCCUGGAUGAGAUUGACAUGGAGGCUGCAGAGAUUGCGAAGAUUGUGCAUUCUCACCCCCUGCUAUUGGGUUCUUGCUCUUUGAAAAAAACUAGCAGCUUACUUGGUACUCUGAAUGUUGGGAAGAAACGGCUGUCUCAAUACAUCCAGGAGAACCCAGAAGAAUUAAAGAAUUGGGUUUUGGGUAAAAAGCUUGAGUCAUUUCCAGAUUCCGAAUAUGAAGUUAGAUCAAGGGCUCAGAAAACUAAGUUCUUAUUAGAGAUAGGAUUUUUGGAGAACUCAACAAAAAUGAAAGCAGCGCUGAAGGCAUGUCGAGGCAACGGAGUGGAGCUUCAGGAAAGAUUUGAUUGUAUUGUAAAAGCUGGUUUGGAUCAGAAGGAUGUCUGUGAACUGAUUCAAUCAACCCCUCAAAUUCUUAACCAGACAACAGAUGUGAUUGCUAUGAAGAUCGACUGUCUUGUAAAUGAAUUGGGUUACCCCAUAUCAUCCUUGUUGACCGCCAGAAGUUAUCUAUCCCAUAAAAUGGAAAGGGUGAAGCUUAGGGUACGCAUGUUCAAUUGGCUUAAAGAUCAAGGAAUGGCCAAUGCUGGGCUUUCCUUGAGCACUCUAAUAUCUUGCUCUGAGAGUUAUUUUAUAAAGACCUAUGUACAUCGUCAUCCUGACGGUCCUCAAAUUUGGGACGAUUUGAAGAACGAAAUUGAAUCCAGUUGCUAAAAUAUUUGUUGCUUCUUCUGUUAAAUCUUUGCGUUGCUGCUUUUUGAAGUUUGGGACUAAACCUACAUUUUCUAGUUUCAAAACAUGACAAUAUUUGGUUAACAGGCAAGAUGACAUAGAAGCGAACUUCAGUUAACACCAAAUCGUUCGUAUUAUUGUAUAUAUAGAAGAGUCACUUUUACAGUGAAAAUGAUAGUUUUCUCCUUACCACAAAUACAUGAUUGACUUAUGUAUCAUAGCAUGACUGUUAUCUGGUUUAACCAGAAAUUC